AUGAGGGACUGGGACUGUGUGAAGCAGCUCUUUCCAGCGGAUCGUUGUAAAGAAGUACAGCAGAUCCGAGAGCAGCAUCCAAACAAAAUCCCGGUCAUCAUCGAACGCUAUAAAGGGGAGAAACAGCUGCCAGUGCUGGACAAGACCAAGUUCCUUGUCCCAGACCACGUCAACAUGAGUGAAUUGGUCAAAAUAAUCCGGCGUCGCUUGCAGCUGAAUCCCACGCAGGCUUUCUUCCUGCUGGUGAACCAACACAGCAUGGUGAGCGUGUCUACCCCCAUCUCGGAGAUCUACGAGCAGGAGAAGGACGAGGAUGGCUUCCUCUACAUGGUCUAUGCUUCCCAGGAGACCUUUGGCUACUGAGGCCAGCUGGGAGGUGGCAUGUGGAGACGGAUGAACUGUGGCACACAGGCGCCCCCCGCCUUGGAAGACAACACAACCAGAGGCUCACAAGAAGGGGACUGUGCUGACUCCCUUUCUCUCCCUCCCUCCCCUUCCCAUCACCUCUCACCAAAGAGGCUCGUGGUGUGGACUCGCACAACCCUUCACCUCUGUGUAGAUUAGUCCCGCCCCCCCCAAACACAUGCACCCACGUGCGCGUGUACAUACGACACCCACGCACGCCCCUGGGGCCUUGGCUUCCCUUCCCGUCCCGUCCCCUUCGUGUAACCACCAGCUGCUCUCACUGUGCUGUGUCCGUGUGUGUGCACCUGUAGCCUGCUGCCAAACAGCUCAGCCGGUGACAGAGAGAGGACAGGACACUGUCGCCUUCACUGUCAGCACAGGGAGAGCUGCUUCUCCUCCAAGACACUAACAAAGGGCAGGAGGUCUGCAAAAGCAGCAAACAGAUGUUAGCAUUGCUCCUGAGUUUUAAUUGA
Messenger RNA from Leptosomus discolor (cuckoo roller), 878 nucleotides. Lineage: Eukaryota; Metazoa; Chordata; Aves; Leptosomiformes; Leptosomidae. The record is from RefSeq and is a predicted model, not a curated record.